Messenger RNA from Pipistrellus kuhlii (Kuhl's pipistrelle), 3312 nucleotides. RefSeq names its product N-acetyl-alpha-glucosaminidase (gene NAGLU). NCBI's taxonomy places the organism in Eukaryota, Metazoa, Chordata, Mammalia, Chiroptera, Vespertilionidae. Bases 1218 to 3068 code for a protein of 616 amino acids. The transcript is spliced from 6 exons. The record is from RefSeq and is a predicted model, not a curated record.
GAGCUCCCAGCCUGAUGGGGAAGAUGAGAAAAGAGUGUGGAGGUUUGGACUCAUCCCUGAAGCUCCUGCCUACCAUCUACGAACUCAGGCUUUAAAUGUACUACUAACCCCCUGGAUGGUGUCUCCAACCUACUGCCCCCCAACACACACACACUCUGGGAGAACCCAGACCCCACAGAGAGCCCCAACUCCCACCCACGCGAUCCCUGAGAUCCAGAAAUGCCAGUAAAACAGGCCCAGGCAGGAGGAGACUCUGACAAGGCUCACCUGAAGAAAGGGGUGCUCGGAGGGAAAAUUGGGUGCGAGUGAGGCAUGCUGGAGAGGAGCAGAGGAGGGCGUGGGGAGAGGUGCUGCAGGCGGUAGCCCUUGAGAGUGCAUCUCUCUGGGCCGGACUUGGAACGCUCCCUGAGAAAGGCUGAGAACCUUCUGAUACUAGAAACUGGGUGAGAGCAGGGACUGCACCUCCUGAAAGCUGCUCAGAGCCAGGAGCAAGGCAGGGCCUGCUGCUGUGUCUGGGGGCAGGGAGCUGGGGAGCCCGGCAAAUUCACUGGACUCCCUUGUUCUUUUUCAGUCCAGACUCUAGAUUCUUUGGACUGGCAAUCCUCCUCUGAUCCCCUUCCUGUCCCUCAACAGCUUCCCUCAGGCCUGACAGCCUGGAAAAAUCUACACCUGUCUCCAAAGGCUCCUGUUAGAAACGUUUUUCUAAAGGGCCCACCACAAAGCCCCCACUCACCCCUCCCUGCCAGAGAGGCAGCCUGAACAGUAGAGGCACUUGGACAAUAGUGGCAAGAAGGCUGGUCUUAGGCGUCCGGUUCUAGUCCCAGACCCGCUCUCCUACCAGUACUGAUCUUGUCUGAGUCAUUUCCUUUCUCUGGCCCUCAGUUCCCCAAUAUGUAAAAUGAAGGUAACUCCUCUCUGCUGCUGCUGCCUUAAGGAUCCCCGAGGAGACCUCAGCAUGUCCGCCAGGCCCUGCCCCACCGCUAGGCCACGCUCCAUGGCCCAUGGCCCCUCCAGCUUUGUGCUUGCUCUUUUAAUUCCUCAAAUCUGUCCAGCUCUUUCACUAUCCUUCAGGGAUCUUCAUGUAAACAUUUUCUCUGCCUUGGGUGUUUCCCUAUCUCUUCUCCUAGUCAAUCCCAAUUAACUCAGAUUAAAUAUCACUUCCUUUUGGAAGCCUUAGGCUGGGCGCCCUUCUAUUUCUUCACACUAUCACAGCUCUAAUGUACCGCUAUUACCAGAACGUGUGCACUCACAGCUACUCCUUCGUGUGGUGGGACUGGGCCCGCUGGGAACAGGAGAUUGACUGGAUGGCACUGAAUGGCAUCAACUUGGCGCUGGCCUGGAGCGGCCAGGAGGCCAUCUGGCGGCGGGUGUACCUGGCCCUGGGCCUGACCCCGUCGGAGAUCGACGAGUACUUCGCCGGUCCCGCCUUCCUGGCCUGGGAGCGCAUGGGCAACCUGCACACCUGGGGCGGCCCCCUGCCCCGCUCCUGGCACCUCAAGCAGCUUUACCUGCAGCACCGGAUCCUGGACCGGAUGCGCUCCUUCGGCAUGACUCCCGUGCUGCCGGCAUUUGCGGGGCACGUCCCCAAGGCUGUCACCAGGGUGUUCCCUCAGGUCAACGUCACCCAGAUGGGCAGCUGGGGACACUUUAACUGCUCCUACUCCUGCUCCUUCCUCCUGGCUCCUGAGGACCCCCUGUUCCCCGUGGUGGGGAGCCUCUUCCUGCGGGAGCUGACCCGAGAGUUCGGCACAGACCACAUCUACGGGGCCGACACGUUCAAUGAGAUGCAGCCCCCGUCCUCGGAGCCCUCCUACCUCGCCGCAGCCACUGCCGCUGUCUACCAGGCCAUGGUUGCAGUGGACCCUGACGCCGUGUGGCUCCUCCAAGGCUGGCUCUUCCAACACCAGCCGGAGUUCUGGGGCCCGGCCCAGGUGGAGGCCGUGCUCCGGGCGGUGCCCCGGGGCCGCCUCCUGGUCCUGGACCUGUUCGCCGAGAGCCAGCCCGUGUACGUGCGCACGGCCUCCUUCCAGGGCCAGCCCUUCAUCUGGUGCAUGCUGCACAACUUCGGGGGCAACCACGGCCUGUUCGGGGCCCUGGAGGCCGUGAACCGGGGCCCCGCCGCCGCCCGCCUCUUCCCCAACUCCACCAUGGUGGGCACGGGCAUGGCCCCCGAAGGCAUCGGCCAGAACGAAGUGGUCUACGCCCUCAUGGCCGAGCUGGGCUGGCGCAAGGGCCCAGUGGCAGAUCUGGGGGCCUGGGUGGCGGGCUUUGCCGCCCGGCGGUAUGGGGCCUCCCAUGAAGGCUCGGAGGCAGCAUGGAGGCUGCUCCUCAGGAGCGUCUACAACUGCUCCGGCGAGGCCUGCAGCGGCCACAAUCGCAGCCCCCUGGUCAGGCGGCCGUCCCUCCAGAUGGCAACCGCCGUCUGGUACAACCGGUCGGAUGUGUUUGAGGCGUGGCGGCUGCUGCUGACGGCCUCCCCCGCUCUGGCCGCCAGCCCGUCCUUCCGCUACGACCUGGCGGACCUCACUCGCCAGGCGGUCCAGGAGCUGGUCAGCUUGUACUACGAGGAGGUGAGGAGCGCCUACCUGAACAAGGAGCUGGUCCCCCUGCUGAGGGCGGCGGGCGUCCUGGCCUACGAGCUCCUGCCCUCCCUGGACAGCAUCCUGGCCAGCGACAGCCACUUCCUGCUGGGCCGCUGGCUGGAGCAGGCCCGGGCCGCCGCGGUCAGCGAGGCCGAGGCCCGUUUCUACGAACAGAACAGCCGCUACCAGCUCACCCUUUGGGGGCCCGAGGGCAACAUCCUGGACUACGCCAACAAGCAGCUGGCGGGGCUGGUGGCCGACUACUACACCCCCCGCUGGCGACUCUUCCUGGAGACGCUGGUGGACAGCCUGGUGCAAGGCACCCCCUUCCAGCAGCACCAGUUUGAGAAGCUCGCCCUCCAGCUGGAGCAGACCUUUGCCCUCAGCACACGGCGGUACCCCAGCCAGCCCCAGGGCGACACGGUGGACCUGGCCAAGAAGCUCUUCCUCAAAUAUUACCCUCGCUGGGUGGCCGGCUCCUUGUGACAGAUGAACCACUCCUGGGCUGUUCUCCCCAAACUCCAAGCCGGGCAGGUUCCUGGGGCCUGGGGCUGGGCAAGGUCACUGGAGGUCCCCCCCUCCACCCCUACCUCAGGCAAAGGGACUCAAGACCUGCCAGUCGAAUCGAGAUUAGGAGGUUCGAAGGGAAGUGAGCUGCCCUCCCCCGCCACCCCAAAUUUGGGACCGAAACACUGUUUUAAUACAACUUAAUAAACGGUGAAUCCCCUGG